GCCAGGGUGGAAGCCACGCUUGGGCACCUCGCUCUCUCCGUGCCUUCCCGUCCCAUCAGGGACACCGGCGCCGGGCUCCGCGCUGCUGUCCAUCCCCUCUGCACCGCUGUAAAUCGCGCAGUGCCACUUAAAAACCCGAAACGCAGCCGGUAUCCGAACGAAAACACGUCCUCCAAAAGCUAUUGUGUAUUCCAGCUUCAGACAGGGAUGGAGAUGAACCACCUUAUCAAGACAAAUUUGGAACAUUAUCUGGCUGUACCAGGUUUAGGAGAGACUGUCAUAAGUAAUGGAAAGCACUGUGCAUGUAAGGACACAAGGAAUGUUGGAGCUGUGGAGGGACCACUCAAGGCAGAAGAGAAAAAUAAAUCUGCAGACAUUUCAAAACAAAAAGAACCAUGCCUUGUACCAUGUGAUGCUGAAGCUAAAAUUUUACGAGGGGAAAAACAUUACAUGUGCAGAAAUUUGCAGGACUCUCUUGUUGAAUAUGCAAGAAGUACGCAAAAACUGGUAAGAGACAUGAUGGAUGAUCAACAGUCUUCUUUGGACUACCUUUCUAGUCAGGUAAAUGAACUCAAGAACAAACUUGUUCUUUUGAAUGCAGUAGUUUUGAGAAAGCAUCUGGAUCCACUUCCUUACAAAGCAGUUCAAUCUCAUGGUUUGGACUGCACUCAUAUUAAAGAUACCACUGGUUCAGUUUCAAAAACUCCAUCUGGUCUGUACAUUAUCCAUCCAGAAGGAUCAAAUUAUCCUUUUGAGGUUUUUUGUGACAUGGAUUUUCAAGGAGGUGGAUGGACUGUGGUUCAGAAAAGAACUGAUGGAAUCAUUCCAUUCCAGAGAACAUGGUCUGAAUAUCUGGAUGGAUUUGGUGAUCUUACUGGGGAAUUUUGGCUUGGACUAAGGAAGAUUUUUGACAUAGUAAAUCAAAAAGCCACUAGUUUCAAUCUUUAUGUGGACUUGGAAUCAGAAAAUGACAAGCAUGCCUAUGCAUCAUAUGAUGGAUUCUGGAUAGAAGAUGAAGCAUGUUCUUUUAAGAUCCAUUUGGGGCAUUAUUCAGGAAAUGCUGGUGAUGCAUUUAGAGGAUAUAGAAAAGAAGAUAACCAGAACUCAAUGCCUUUCAGCACUUUUGAUGUUGAUAAUGAUGGAUGCAGACCAGUAUGCACUAUUAAAGAACAGCUUGUAAAGAGCUGCAGUAACUUCAGUGAUAGCACUGGAUGGUGGUUCAGCAAGUGUGGCCUUGCAAAUCUUAAUGGUGUUCAUCGCUACACAGGUAGAUUUCUUGCAACUGGGAUUCACUGGGAUACAUGGAAAAUGAAGAAUAAACCAGUCAAAAUUAAAUCAGUUUCAAUGAAAAUUCGGAGAACCUAUUAUCCAUAUUUCCAUUAGAAAUAUAUCUCUUCUGGCAAUUAUGUGGAAUAAUCUAUCAUUGCAAUCAUAAAUACCUUUCAUCUUCACUUGAAGAGUUCAGUCAAAACUUUAUUAGGGAUUUCUACAAUACAGUUACUAAUUUUUAUUGGGAAAUGUCAGCAUUUGUAGUGCUCCUGUUUGAGUAAGAAGGUCCUAAAAAGAACUGGGUUUUCAGAAAAAGGAUUAAGCUUAGUUCUUGUCAGCUUUUAUUCAACUUUCAAUUUUAUUUACUCUUAGGCAAUCUCAGAACCAGCAGAAAAAAAUUAUAAAAAGAAGUGUAAUGAUGACCUCUGAAUGUACUUUUUCUAUGCUCUCUGCAUAUCUGAAUUUCUAAGAAAUUGCAGCAAAUUUUCUUUUAAAAACCUAUGUACCUGCCAUUUCCAUCAUAAUAUUUUGGAAAAAUAUCUUUUCUUCACCUUAGGUUAAUUUUUCAGAAUCAGCUCUCCUUUUUAUAUUCUUUAUCAGUCAAGUUAAAAAUUGUUGCAAUGUAUAUAUAGAGUUCACUAUACCCUCAGGUCCUGAUUUUUAUACAAGUAAGGUUGAUACUGAGAUUCAAGAACUGUGGUCUAUUUUGUAUUUAAUUUGCACAGUCAAUAUGUUUCAUAAUCCAAUUUUUACUCUACCAUUGUCUAUUUUACAGUUCACUAUGAAUUAAAAACUUUUUUUAAAGAAAAGGCAUAGCUUUGGAAUUUAAAUUUUUGGAUAU
This is a messenger RNA of Pipra filicauda (Wire-tailed manakin), 2110 nucleotides long. It is a transcript of the gene ANGPTL5, whose product is annotated as angiopoietin like 5. The coding region runs from base 208 to 1383 and encodes 391 amino acids. The transcript is spliced from 10 exons. Lineage: Eukaryota; Metazoa; Chordata; Aves; Passeriformes; Pipridae. The record is from RefSeq and is a predicted model, not a curated record.